GUAGACACAAGCGCCGGCGCGCAUUGAAAAUGGCGGCGGUCUUGAGCGUAUUGAAUCCACUGAAUUUUCUUUAGUUUUCCUUUCUCUAUCCAAAUGAACAAAGGUGGACCAGGAGCAAGGAGACCUAAACCAGGUCCACGUGGUAAGAGAUAUACUUGACUGUUGUUAGUUGAGUGCAAUCAUGGAACAUCACUCCGAUUCUUUCAGCUGAUGAAUCAAUUGUUAUCAUAUUAGAGCUAAACUUCAGAAUACCUGGCCACUUAUUUUCGUCAUGGAAAAACAAGAGUGCCUAUUUUUACAAGUAGCUGGGUAUUGCAAAGUUACGUUGCUUCUUCAAUCAUUGACUUUCAGAGAUGCCAACUUCUGGAAAUCUAAAAUCUGGACACUCUAUCUCUUGCGCUAUCUCCCCCCCACCUCAAUGUCAACAAACAUAAUCCGGGAGAAUUGGUAUAUAUGAACUUUCCUGUUGGGAAGCUGUUAAUAUUAAUACAGUCCAUCCCCCGCAGAACGGAUUUUUCGUUAGACCCCCCCCCCCACCUCUCGGGAGGAGGGUUUCCCACAGGACAUGUUCAGCAAAUUGAUACAAAGGUAAAUGCAAUAGUUGGUUGUUAAAUUUGCCAAUCUCUAGUAUUGUCGGUAAGGUACAGUGUUUACAGGAAAAAAAGGCCAGUGAUGCAAUCAGAAUUAUGGAAUAAUAAAAGGGUACAGGAAAUACUAACACAAAGACAGCAAUAUUGUGUGAAAAAUCUAUCAGUCCUCCCGAUUUAAUAAUUAAAAGAUGCUUUUUCAGAAAAUGAAAAAUGUAUUUUUUCUCUAUUUCAGCUGUACAGGUACAUGUACACAUGGGUGUUUGUGCGUAUAUGGUUGCUAUGCUCCUGCCUGUUCUGUUCUGUUAUGGGUCAGUCGUCCCCAAAUUACCACUUUCUUGGGUGGUACAUGACUGUAUAGUUAUUUUGGAGGAUUAUCUGCCUGGGAUUUUACACAAAUAAAAUGGCAUGGUUUCAAGUUGCGGACUAUUUUGGCAGUUAGUUGGAAGGGUCUUGAGCAGCUACAAACUUCUUUUGGCUCUGUUUCCCUUUUGUCUCCUUUGAAAAUAGCUGGGGGUCAUACUCAAAGUAGCUAGGUUUCUCAAUCAGAGCCAGUGGCCAGCAAAAUUCGCCAGCUAUUUCAUGUGAACUCUCUACCUACUUUUCUUCGGAAAUUAUCCUCAAAAAAGCCAAAAUUUAAUGAUGUUUGUGUUCUGUUCAAACACUAUAAUUUUUACUCCAGAAUGCUGGAAAUGCACUCUAAGAGGCCCAGCUUUCAAAAUUCUUUAUUAGGUCGCACUUUGGGCGCUUGCAAGUCAGACCUGUGGCGCAAGUUUUUUCCUCCUCUGCCUACUCCAAAGCUUUUACCACCUACUUAAAACCUCAUUGGAAACCCUGAGAAUCUGGGGAAAAUGCCCUGCUCCCAGCCCUUAGUGACAUCCCUGCUGAUGUGUCAUGUAUGAUCUUUGCAAAACAAAGCUUGCAUAAAUCAGUACAUUUUCCUCACUUGUGAAUUAAAUUUGGCUAAAAAAAUCUUUUAUUUUAUCAUUAUUUUUUUAGGUCACCCACCUCCAGGAGAUUUCAUUGCCCUUGGUGAGUUUUAUAAAUAUGCUGUACUGAAUUCCAGAGCAGAAAGCAAAAAGGUCACAAAAGACAAUCGUGAGCAAAAAAAGAAAAAAAUUACCUUGGUUGUCUUACUAUGAGAAAGCAUGAUGUCCAAAUGCAUGUUAACAUCCAGCAUUCCUCCACAUGUAGGGUUUAUGAGGCGCACAAACUGUCCUGCCUUAAUAGGUUGGCGAUUCCAUCAAGGCAGUUUAGGUUAGUGUCCCUUCUUGGGAAUUAUACAAAACAGGGAGGGAGAAUGAAGCUUUCCUGUGAGAAUCUGUGACAGUCAUGUGCUUUAAUAAAAUUAAUAGUCCUUGUUAUCUCAUCAGAUACAUGUACAGUUGUACACCUUUAUUCUUUUUAUUAACAUAUUAUUGUUUUGUGUUUUGUGUUUUUGUUUUAUUAACAGGAAGCCGAGGCACCAGGACCUCUGAGAGUGAGCUAAAACCUCUUCAGCCCCUUAAACCAUUACAACCUCUUAAGCCACCUCAGCCUUUACCACAAAAAAAGCCAGGAAGUUCGUCACUUUCUGAGCGAAAGAGAGAGCCAUCCAGCCCUCUGACGGCUCUUGGGUCAUCAAAGAGGCCCAGGCUCUCUUCUUCUCCUUCAUCAGCCCAUUCCUUCAGAGGAGGAGAUGGUGAAGGUGGGAAAAGAUCUGGAACAAGUACACAGUCUUCACUACAUGCACAGGUUGCUCCUAUUGAAGGUGUGUUUAGGUUAUGGAUAAUUAUUAUAAUUUCCAAAUAUACAUGUAAGCAAUUCAUGAAAAGAAAUCAAUUUUAAGAGAUUUAACAGUCAGUUACUCACCAGUUGAGAAUACUUAUGAACUGGUGUUAAAGAAUGAAAACUCAAUUUAGAUUUUUGCUGUCUUUUGACUUAUACGAUCUGACACUAUUACAUGUACUUUUAACCUCUUUUCUCUAUGAACCCAUUAAGGCAGUUUUGUACGACCAAGAUAAACUUGUACAUUUUACCUUUCUGUCAGUUUUAAAAAUGACCUCCUGUAGAUCCAUUACAUUUAGGUAAAAAGCAAGCCACCUCAGUUUUCUUAGAUUCUAUUGGAGAUGGUUAACAAGGUUUGCCUUUACAGUGUACAUUGUACAUCUUCAUCACUUGCUACGACAAAUCUUGUUAGUGGUCUUUAAAAUUUUCACCCAAAUUAAUCUUCACAAAAUAUAUGUAUUUUGUUGUUGUUGGAAUAGACAUUCAUCAUCAUCAUCAUCAUCAUCAUAUCAUUUUCCCCAAGCAGUAAACAGGGCUGGAAAACACUCCUUUUGGUUACUUAGAUAAUGAUUUGAUGAUUGCAGUUGCUCCAUCUGAACUCGAGGAUCAGGUUCUUGAUGCAGAUGCUAGUGGGAAUAAGUUAAGAGUUGACGCUCUCCUCCUUGGAGCUAUAAAAACCCUUAAAUUGAACAAAGCUAAACCUGAUGCUAUCCUUUACAUGAACUUAAUUUACCUGGCAAAGAGCAAACCCGAGUUGUUCUUAUCCAGCAGAAUAGUUGAGGUGAGUCUAUUACAAGCUAAGAAAGCUUUACUUUUUAAACCCUGAUGUCAGAAUGCAUAAUCUCUUAACUGCUCUCCAUUCAUUACUAUAAUGGUAUUGAUCAUGAGAAGAAUUUGUUUAACAAUCAAGACCUUUUUCAUAUGUUGAUUGUUUCCUAAUGUUUCUCACAAUGUUUAUGUUACGGUGCACAUUGAGCAGUGCUACUGAGAGAAGUUAAGUGUUGGUCACUCUGAGUGGUUAAAGAGUAAAGCAAUAAUGCCAUUGACAAUGGAAACAAAAACAUAAAAAAUUAGUAGGGUUUAUAAAAUAAGCAGAACAACUACUGUGCAUGGGCGUCACAUGUCUUGGUACAUGGACUUUAUUAAUUCUUCUUUGCAAUCAAUCUGCUAGCAUGACAUAGAACUUCCUAGUAUAAAGUUUUAUGAAGGGCGUAAACAUGCACAACAACAUGGAAGUUAAGAUUAUGUCAGGAAUCUCAGAAGUGUAAUUAAAAAAAAACUUAUUUAAGGGAAAUUUCAUCCACCCCCUCCUUGCACCAUGAUGAGGUACAUGUAUGUUCUGUACAUGUAUUUUCAGGAUGCAAAACUGCACAGACAGUGAUACAUAAAUUUUAGCCUUUAACAUUUUGUUUUGUCGCAGGCACUUACAAAUAUACUCAAACGUGAGGGCGGUGGUAUAAAGCCAGCAAAAGGAACAAAUGCUCUGGUACCAACAAUGGCUUGUAACAUUCUACUCUAUGCCUUCCAAGAUGAAGAUGAUUGGCCAGAGUCAUUUGUUAAAGUGUAUGUUGAGGAUGCCCUUGGCGACCGAGUCUGGGUUGAUAAUGAUCAUUGCCGCAGUUUUGUGGAGAACAUAUGGACAGCCUUUGGAACAAAAACAGUGCCAAGAGCAACAUUGGCAAGGCAGCAAAGUGAUCCCACUGGCAAACAAUCAACAUCUGAACAGGCCCAACCUGGUGGAACUCAAGCAGGAGGUUGGCAAUGAUCAGUUUUAUUUACAGUCAGCUCUCUCUUACUGGAUGUCUAGACAAAAAAGCAGACAUCUAGAGUUGAUGCAGGCCUUUCUUAUUCCUCUUAGUUGACUCCCAGUAAGACCGGCAUGUCUCUAAGACAGACACAAAGUGCUGAUCCCAAAGGUGUCCAUCUAAGAGAGAACUGACAGUAUUUUUUCUCCUUUUGUAAAUAUAAUGUUUUUAUGAUGUUUAAUUUAUUGUAAGUGCAAUUGGAGAUAAAAAUGUGACAGUCACUUAAUAAACACUCACUGUGAGUAGUUUUUAUUACAUGUAUAUCUUUUUUAUUUUGCUCUGUACUUGUGUGAGCUCACUUACACAAGCAUCUAAUUGUGUCUUCUGCUCUGGUUUAUUUUGUUUUACACUUAAUAGUUCCACCUAAGGAUGAAGAAGAAGUUGUUGAAGAAAUGGAAACAUCAACAUCACUUGAAGAAGAUUCUAUACCUGUCAUAUCCAGGUCAUUAAGCUAUGAAAUUUACUUUUAAUAUUAUACCUAUACUUAUGCAGCAUACUGUAGCUGGUCAUUAAUAAAUAAAUUAUGCACAACAAAAAUGAAUCUCAAGACUCCAAACUUUAAACUUGAGUUUUGGAACUCAAGACUCAAAGACUUGAUUAAUUCUUACCUCUCAAAACUUAAAGUAUUUGAGCUUCAAGGCAUGAGAUUGAGUGAAUUUAGUCGUACUGUGCAUUGAAUAUUAUACCAGAAUCAAGUAAAGUAAAGUAUCAACUAAAAAACACUUAAGAUGUCCACUGAAAAGGCUGUGAAUGAAAAUUUUGCUGGGAAUCCAAAUUUCUCCAAUAUGUUUUUUUUUUUUGGUGGAGACUAGCUGUCAUGUAAAAAAAUGCAUGAAUUACAUGUACGUACUUAGCUUUGUGUUAACUGGUGUAUUAGCAAAAAUAGCCUGCAACCUGUCUUCAGAACUAAUGCCUUUAGCAACAAAGGAGGUGAGCACAAAGAAAAUAUUAAUGACUUACUGUAAAUGACCCUAUUUAUUGUAUAGACUCAAUUCUUGGGCGAAAUUGGUAGUGGUUUAAUAAGUUCGUGGUUUCCUUGCCAAGAAAUAUUUGACAGAAUUACUUUCUUAAUCUCAAGAAAACCACAUAAAACUAUCUAAAAUUCACUGUUUACUUGUAUUAUUUUUCCUAUUAUCGGGAAAAUAAUAGCACAAUGUAUUUUUUUAUUUGUUGAACUUUCAGGUUCAUGUCAGCUUCUGUUGAACACAACAUCCAGACAUACAUCCUUGAACUUGUUCAUGACCAGUUAACAAGACGUCAGACCUUAGACAGCAUCACACGUAACCUAUUGAAGUUGCUGACAGUCACUUGUGGGUACAGUCAGAUCAGGCUAUUAGUCUCCCAAAGGCUGGAAAUGUGGUUGCAGAACCCAAAGGUAUGCAUUUGUUUGUUUGUUUGUUUGUUUGUUUUUUUUUUCACCCUCAUGUUUUAUCCCAAGUGGUGGUUUAACUGAACUUAGUACAUUUAUCAGUAAAAAUAUCCUUGCAAGGAUUUGAGCUGGAAAAAAGACUGGUUGACCAGUAACCUUGUGAAAAGAAUUCUUCACUCAUAGUGUUGAUCUUGUAGUGUUUCUACAUGCCGUAGAUUAAGCGCCUGUCAUGAGGAUCACUGAUGGCCCUUCACCAUUGUCACCAUCAUCGUCAUCAUCUUCAUCAUCAUUAUCAUAAUAAUAUUGUUGUCACCUUUGUCUUAUUAAAUUAUUAAUUCUCCAUAACUUAAACAUGUGAAUUACACAGUUAAUGUAAAAUUAAUGCACUGUAAAUAUGUUUUGUUGCAGCUUACCCGGCCAGCUCAAGACUUGCUUAUGUCUCUUGCUCUGAACUGUAACAGCCACAGUACCGAGGAUGUGGAAGUAAUUAGCAAUCUAAUAAGGAUGAGACUUAAAACUAAACCACUUGCUAACCACUAUGUGACUUGCAUCAAGUACGUACACUUUCUUGAGUACUUAAUACUUUUUUCAGUGAAGCCAAGUUCAGGAAUUGAGGUCAACCCAAAGUUCACUCACAUAUUAUUGUUGUGGCUUAAUUUUUGUUAUAAUACGUGAUUCAGAAAUAUUUGAAGAAACAGCAUUUUUUUGAGGGCAAAGUAUACCAUCAUGUAGUUACAUUUACAUUGUGAGGCAUAAAAUAAUUAUUUGACUGUAAAGUAAAACUUUGUUUCCUUAUAUAUCACCCUGGCAAAACAUCUGUACCAUGCUGAAAUAAACAUGCAGUUGAGUUACUUAACAAAUAAAGAAGCCUUGACUGUGCUUUGUUCUGUUGUAAAGCACACAGCAAGCGGCUAUAGAGCACGAAAGAAGUGUAGGGGGAAACACAAGACAUAGUCGUCAAGUGUUUCUGUCUACUUUGGGUGGUCUAGCCGCUUCCUUGGUGCCCUUACAACAGAAAAGAACAACAGAAUAAACUAAAUUCCCCAUGUGUUACUGUCUGAUUUUUAAAAUAAACAAUUGGCAGAUGGCUUGACAGCUUUAGCUCCAUGUUUUGUACUCUCAUAAAGCAUGCUUUUCAGCCAAUCAGAGUGCACAUUUUAUCUGAACUUUAUUUUAAAAAGUACUAGAUGUUACGUGUGCAUUGCCUCACAGAUGUCUCACUCAUGUUUCAUUGCUUGCAUACAUCUAUGUGUGGAACUAGGUGUUUCAUGAGUCUUAACGUGUAAUAAUUACAAUUUUGUUAUUGUCUUUUGUCUUACUUACCAGGGAGUUGGCUAACCAGCACUCUGAAAAUUUAGGAACAGUACUGAAGUAUGUGAUCUACAAUGAACUCUCCAAUACUCGCAAUCCCAAUAACAUGACACUGCUGGGGUCUUUAUUCCAGAACAACCAGGAAGUGGCAGCCAAGGUUUGUGAGUCAUAUCAAAACUAGAUUAUCCGUUUUUAAAAGCCUCAUUAUCCACUUUCAAAUUCUCCAGACUGAUCACCAUAAUAUCCUUAAAGAAUUCCUCAAGAGAAUUUGAUCGAAUAUCAAAGCAGUUCCCCUGUGGUGAUCAAUUUAACAAAUCUCAUAACCUUUUUCCUUGAUUAAGAAUUGAUAGAAAAGAAUUCUUGGAACCAUUAAUUUUAAGGGUUUAAGACGAAAUCCAUCAGGAAAUUGAGUAAUUUUAAUUUUCAGUGGACAAAAACCUUGUAUGGAAUAAAUUCAACUUUUUUACAUUUUUCAAGGGCUAAAGAUGUAAUUAGUUAUCUGUAAUGACACCAAAGAAAAUUUUUUAUGGGAGCCCGAGAAAAUAAAAGUCAAAUUUCACAAAAUGACAUCUUACGCAUGAAAUUUUCAGAAUUUUACCUCCGUUUUCUCAAUUCUCGUGAAAUUUGACAUUUGUUUUCUCGGGCCUUGAAAAAUGCAAAAAAGAUUGCAAUAUUUUGUCCACUGAAAGUUAAAAUUUCUCAAUUUCUUGGUGGAUUUCGUCUUAAACCUUCCACUGUGGCCAUCAUUGAUUAUAUUUCUUUCAUUUGCAAAGUUCUCAAUAAGAGCUGGCGGCCGGCAAAAUUCACCAACUAUUUCAUGUGAACUAGCUGCCUUUUGCUCCAGAAUGCUGGAAAUGCUCUCUAAGAGGCCCAGAUUUCAAAUUUUUUCUGGCAUGUUCCUGGACCCCCUGGUAACUCAUGCUUUUGGCACUUGCAAGUCACACCUGUGGCACGAGUUUUUUCCUUCACUGCCUACUGCAAAGUUUUUGCCACCUACUUAAAACCUUAUUGAAAACCCUAAUGUGACAGUGUAAAUAUGGUAGAACAAAAAUUUGUAAGUUGCUUGGUUAAUCUAAUAAUAGAUUAAUACGUAAUAACUUUUUUUCAGCUGCUCGCCAUGGUGUUUCAAGACUUGUUGACCAAUAAGUAAGUAUGCAAACGUUUUUAUCAUUUUGCAACACAGCUAGACACAUUCAGUUUCAGGUUCCUUUUCAGACAGUUGAAGCAUGUAAUUCAAGAGCAUAGUAUCCUGUGUUUUGAUUUAUGACUGUUUAAAUCAAAUUCUUUCUUCUGUCAAGUGCAAAAUACUAUCAAGUCAGAGUAAUUUGUUUUCUAAUUAAGGCACUUUACCUUAAUCAUGUAACUGGUGAUUAUUCAGUGACAUUCAUGUAAGUAUUGGUAUAUGGAGGAAAUAAGUGCAAUAAGUGGUCAAUGGGUGUUUAGUAAAUUUUCUCCUCAUAAAAAUUGUGCGCAGUAAUAAAAUCACCCAUCAUUACAAAAAGGUUUUACUUGUUUUUAGAGAUGACUACCUUCGAGCAUCACGUGCCCUUCUUAGGGAGAUUGUCAGGGCCCUGAGACAUGAUAUAGACUUUGUUGCCUUGUGUCGUGGAUUCAUGAAGGAAAGGACAGAAAGUCAGUUUAGGGACCUGGAAGCUCCCAUAAAGGUAAGCAGUGAAGGCUUUGCAGUUAUGGCAAGUCCACAACUAAAAUGGCUUAUUUAUGUGUGAUUUUAUUAAUAUUUUUUACUUAUUCUUGAGGAAACAUGUAAAUAAAAGUUGAAUUGCCUUAUAUAUACUGUAGUUACAAAACAGUACUGUACCCAAUUUCUUGUGACUGCAGGAGUAACAAAUUGUUAAAUCCAUAACCUUUAAGUAAUGAUCCAGGUAAGAUGGGAAUUAAUUUUUUUUUUGUUAUGGCACAAUAAUUAUAUAGGCUUUCCUAACAUAGGAAUAUUUUCAUUUUCACACAGAGAAUUUAUAAACCUACAAAUAGGUAGUUCAUGAGAUGAAAUGUAUUUAAACUCCACUUUUAAAGGGUGUUUUUUUGUGUGUUAAAAUAUUUUGACCAAUCAUAAGAGUUGCAAAAUAAUAAUAGCUGAGAAUAGUUUUUAAUUAUACAUGUUCCUAACAUGGGAUUUCUGUGUUACUUAGACUCAGACAAGAUUUUGUUAUAUGGAAGUUGGUUAGAAAACAGGGGAUUAAUAUACAUACUGCUUUGUGAAGAUUUCGUUAAAAUUUUAUGUUUAAACCAAUCAGAAGUGUAUUAGAGACAAUGGUAAAGUUAGCGCCUUUCUGCAUUUCAGCAUGUUCUUUGCAUAUGGUUCUUUCCUUCUUAUCUGGACCAUUACUUAACCUGAGUAAAACUUUGAUAUAAGGCUAACAUUUUUACCUUUCUCUCGUAAUAUUCUACAAUAAAAAAAUUAUUAUUAUAUUUAUUGUUGUAGAUUAUUAUUUGCAUUAGCAACUGUGUUCAGCUAUAUGAAGGGCACAACUUGUAGGCAUACAAAACAGUGUACUUCUUACUAUGUGAUGAUAAUAAUUAUUAUAUUUUUAUCAUAUGUUGUAGAAUGUAUUUGUAUGUCUGUUUCAGGAACGUAUGCUACUAUCCUUAGCUGAUCUAAUAACAAUGGCAACCUUUCUUAGUGUCACACCAGCCAUUAAGGAUGCAUUCAGCUCAUCUGCAAGAGGAGAAAAGAGAGGUACAGCUGUACAUUGACAUUGUGUUUCCUUGCUUGCCAUAUUUUGUACAGCCAAGGACAUAACUACUCCACAGAAAGGCUUGUGGUGUCCUUGUGUACCCCCUUUUCCACCAUGAGAAGGUGGUGUCCUAUUUUACAUUUUACAGUUUUAAAGACAUUCAUGACUAUAAUGCUCAGAGCAAAAAUAACAUUUGUCGGCCCUCGUCAUGUUGCUCCGGGGACAAAACAGUUUCAUCUACCAAGCAGUCAAUGACUGGAACAUUUUAUCUAAUGAAGCUAAAAACAUUUCUGACAUUUUACCUUUUAAAAGAUGUAUUAGGAGUAUUUUAUAUUUUAUUUUUAUUUUUUAAUUCUUAAAUUAUUAUUUUUUAAAGUUUUGACAUUUUUAUCAUCAAAUAUUUGUAUGCAUUGUUAUAUCUGUAAUUUUAUUUAAUGCAGCGCCCGGCUGAAAACAAACCUUGUGACGUGGGCUCCCUGUUUAAAUAUCUUAAUUACUUACGUACUUACAUAUUUUGAUAGCCCCCUCUUUAUCAAUAGUAGAAAAUAAUAGCAGAAAUCAAGGGUACAUGUGCAUGUAGAGAUCUUUGUUGUUUUCAUUUUUUCUUUCAGACAUGUCAGGGCUGCAGGAAUUUCAGAAGUCUGUGUCCACAAUCCAGCGAGAUGCUGUCUGGUGGCUCCAUGUUGUUGUUCCUAAAAUGUUCAGCCCCAGUGGAAAAGAUUUCCUUCAUUGGUGAGAUUCUUGUUUGUUGUACUUGCACAGUACUUAGAUAUGGCAUUAGAAAUUAUAUAAAUUACCGGUAUAAAUAAAAAAUAAAUUUGAAAGCCAAAAGAGUCAUGGUGUUUGUGUAUAGUUUAAUGCAGCAGCUGGCAAACUAAUACUGGCAUAGAGGUCUUCUCUGACUAUUUGUAUCUUUGGCCGUCCAUUAUCGACUUCACGCGCACUUUAAAGCAGCUUCUUUCCUUUAAUUCAUUUGUUGCUUAAAACACAUUUUCUUCCUGCCAUAUGUGACCAUUUACCAAUGUCACUGUUUACAUGUACUUGAUCAUAUAUGUUUUCAGCAUGAAUAAGGUACUUUUCCUUGAUCCUGUGGAGACUUAUGUUGGGAAAGACAACUGGCCACCAGAGAAUGAUCGAGGGUAAGAAAAAGAAAUUUAUAUGAACUAAGCAGUUGAGAGGAAAAACGACUGGCAGCAGUAUAUAAUGUUAUUGCAUCUCACUCUUAUCACAAGUGCUUUUAUGUGUACUUAGAUUCACUUGAAGUUAAUAUUGAUCCAUACACUCAAACUACAUGUAAGGACUACUUUUAGACAUGUCAAUUAUUGUGCUGUAUUUGACACUGGUCAGUAUUCCUUGUUGCAGUAUAGAUACACUAUGUACAGGGCUGUGCUAUGGGAAAACUGAAAGGGAGCCCAGUGAUCUGAAGCCGUUCUCUGAAAUCCAGGGUGGUCAGGAUAUGAUUUCUAUAAAGAAAUACAGUUGUACAAUUUUCUAGUCGUCCAGUAGAAAAAGUUAGGCGUCAGUGGCUAUCAGGCACUGUUAACAGAACAGCCCUAAACUGUGUGUCUGGCAAAUCCAGAUGUAUCUAUCAUCAUUGCUCUGAUUCUUGCUGGUACAUGUAUUCCACAUUUUCGUCUAAGUCACUUUCACUUCACUAGUUGACUAUGGUGUAAAUUUGUGUGGAGGAAAUUUACAUAGUAAUUUAGAAAGUUUGCUCUUCUUCCUUUCAAACUGUUUUUAUUACUCAACUCUUCUUCAUCCAUCAGUUUAUUACUGAGUUUAGUCACAGAGGUUCCCCUUCAAGAGGAUACCUUAAUGAGGACCAUCAUAAUUGGUCUGUCUAACGAGCUGCCCCUAACUGCACCUGAGACCCUUGAAAUAGCUGAUUCACUGGUGAGAAGAGUAGCAGCUAUAAAAGUACCAUCAGCGUGGAUGCAAGGUUCACAGUCAGGUCAGCUGAUCAUGGUUGAUGUUAUCCAUUACAUGGAAUCCCAACCUCUUGGUUCUGAUUUUGAAAGUGCAAUUACUUUUGUUCUUGAAGUGGAUUCUUUUAAAAUUUGUCAAAUUUAUGUGUACAUGUACUUGUGAAGCUAGGGAAAGGCAGUUCAAGGUGUUGGUUUAAAUGUUCAUCAUAUUAUUCUCCACAUUAUUUAUAAGAAUUUACUCAGGUAAUUUUUAACUCCUUUUAAACAUCAGGUCAUUACUGUGUGCAUUUAAUUUUUCAAUAGUCCUUAAAAUUUUGAGAUAAGAUGAGGUAAAAUAAUUUUAUUAGUAUUUUACAAUGUAUUAAUAUUUAUUGAUAUCUAUACCACUUAUUCCCUGCUUUAGAGACGACAAGGAGACUGGGCCGAGUUAACUUUUGCAAAGGCUUCUGGGAUGGUUACUGGGGACAUUUCGGUCAGCCAUUGGCAAAUUUUUCCCCUGUACCCAGUAAUCAUCCCAGAAGUCUUUGCGAAAGUUAACUCGGCCCAGUUUCCUUCUCAUUUGUAAAGUAGCGAAUGUCUGGUCAUGCCCCGUAUCUUUCACAGGGAACCCAUUUCUUUCUGUUAGUCGUUUGGAGCUGUUAGAUGCUGUCCUCAAUCUUUGUGCUUAUCACCAUCCCAAAGACAUUAUCCUACCUGCAGGGUAUGUAAUUAAAUAAUUGCUAAGAACCUUUUGGUAAAUCUUUUUGGUGAAUCUAACUGGAGUACUUGGAGGCAUAUUUGACAUAACAGGGAGCUUAAGCAACAACAGGGCGAUGCUCAAUAUACUAAGUCAAUAUAUGUACUGUUGUGUUGUUCUAUUGCAUGAAGUUUAUUGUGUUACGAAACCUGUAUUAAGCGGACACCGUAUUAAGCGGACACCCUCUAUUAAGCGGACAGUAGCCGAAGUCCCCAAAUUUAUUUCCCUUAUUUACUUUAAAUGAAACCUUUAUUAAGCAGACACCUCCAUUAAGCGGACGCGGACGCCUAAAAAGUACCUGAAAUGGUCAUUUCUAUUGUUGCCAACUUGUAUUAAAUGGACGCUUGUAAUUAAAUUCCACCACCCAACACGCCAGACACUGGAAAUGCGAAAGAUUGCCUCCAAUUGCCACCCACAAAUUUUUCGAUUUUUACAUUAAAAAACGUGACUUGACGAACUUAUUUGAUUAGUUCCACAGUACAGGAUUGUUUUCUAUUUCGUUUUGUUUGUAUAGAGCUUGUUUCACUCUUCUGAUUUCUUCAAAUUUGAGUUGCAAUCCAUGUUUAUGGUACUAUGAUCAAUUGGUUCACUUUGAUAAAGAAAUUAAUGCAAAAGUCUAUCGUCAUAGUCUCUGGGAGUAUUAUAAACGCUUCCACUGUUCAUUUGAAUGGCAUUUGACACCUCAUAUGACGUUAUCUAUCGAAACCUGUAUUAGGCGGACACCCUGUGUUAAGCGGACACCACAGCAUUGCCCGAGGUUCGCUUAAUACAGGUUUCACUUUGUGUAACAGCUCAGGAUCAUUAUUGUGUUCUUUGUGAUGUAACUCGAGACUUACUGUUCACCUGGUAUGUGGUGCACUAGCCGAAUGACGACUACAACUGCAAUGUGAAUGGCAAAAAAGCAAUAGGUUUAGAUAAGCAAAACAACUAAUCUACAUGUGCAGAACACUUUUUUGUACAUUUCUUAGGUAUCACUAAGUGAUGUUUUCAUAGCCUUUGCUGUUGAAAUGUCCGUUAUUCAUAGGGUAGAUACAAAACUCAGACUGGAUCAGGUCAUUUACAUAUAGGGAAACAAUGGGAACUAUUGUCUGGUAAGUAUGUAAAUGAGGUGAUCCCGUCCAAGUUUUGUACCUACCUGUUAUUCAUGCUCACUUGUCUUACAUGUUAAGUCACUAAGUUAUAUGUGAUUUAAUGUUUAUUUGACAGCUAUACUGCUCCUAAAUUAGCAAUUGCUAAUUUAUACUGGAAAGGCUGGAUUUUACUUGCCAUUGUUGCAUCACUCAACCCAUCCACCAUAGGUAAGAGUUACUAGGUAUUCUCGAUGCAUAUAUGAUGAGCGUGUCUCAGAAACAUGCCUGCAUUUUACCAAUCCCAGAGUUCUCGGCAGUUGGGGUCGAUUAUGAUCCUUUGCAGUCUUCUGCACCAAAUUUGGGCAACAUGGUGCGAAUUCUCGCAGUUUGAUGGGAUUGCCUGCAGGAAGCGCUUUUCGCACCUCCCACCUCCCCUUAUGGCAGUGACCAUAUCAUCAAGGUUCACUGCAUGUCUUUACCAAGUUAGCUGUGGAUUGUUCCCAUAACUUAGUUUAGCGUGAUGUUACAAAGAUAUGGAGUGACAAUAAAUUACUAAUAAAAGGCAGCUGAUGCUUUUAGAACAAUGAAAAAAUCCUGUGGUUAGUCGUAACUAUCAAAUGGAGCAGAAAGCAGUUUGGCAUCCUACUGAUAAACAGUUGCUACAGUUAGCAUUUUAUUUUGCUGGAGCAACAAGGAUUUAGUCUGUCUGUAGAAGGCACAAGUGUAAUAACCCUUUGUGGACUGUAUAAACAAUUCUAAAGGAUUUGCUAUGGGUAGGCUAUGCUAUAGCAAUUUUCUGUGGCCUAUCAUAAAUUUUGCUCUUGAACGGUAAAGACAAAAAUUAAUCUUUUUGUUCUUUUCUUUGAUGAGCAUACUAAAUUUUGUGGGUUGAAGCUUUUGGGGUUCAUUUUUUUCUGUAAGCACAGCCUUGAUUUGUAUAGAAUGUCACGGUAAAAUCCAUUUCAUAGCUCAUUUUGCAACUACGAGCAAAAAAUGAAUAGGGAAAUGAUGAGGUAAAAUAUGACAAAAAAUGUUGUGGUUUGGUAAUUAUUCAGGGUUGAUUUUGUUCUUUGGAUAAUGUGUGGCGUUAAGUUAGAAAAUUGCUGAAGUAAUGAUAUCAAACAUGAGGUCACAUCCAAAUACACCAGAAAGUAGAAUUAAGAAACUAGGAACAGCUUCUUUAAACCGACUUCAAGAUAUCUUUAUGGGAUGAAAUUUUUUUUCAAGUGGUUUCCUCUCGAGUGCUUUUCUUCUAAAGUAUUCUUUUGACUGUCUUUUGAAGAAAUUCAGGGCAAAGUUCUCAAAAUUUUAUGAUGAUUGAAGUGGUCUUCAAAUCUCUCUCAAAUUUUGGGAACCAAAUUAAUCCACAAAACCGUAUCACAGUUACUUGUUUCAUUUCCAGGUCACUCUGGAUGGGAAAACUUUCCAAUGCUUAAGUGUAUCAUGGAAAUGCUGAUGACUAAGUAAGUACAUUAACUACCACAGCUCUAUGAAAUUAUGUCUUAGAUAAUAACCUACACCGUAUACAGACUUUGCUAUUUAUCUGUAGGGAUCAAAGUUACACUCAGGUGCUAUUUGAAGGGUAAGUACUUCAUGUCAAGCCAACAUAUAGUGUCUCUUACGUGUUCCACAUUUACCUACUUGAGCUUACUUAGGUGCUUUCCCUACUUAAUUUGCGUUCCUAAGGAGACCCUUAGGAGACUAUAUGUUGGCUUGACAUGAAGUACUUACCAUUUCUAGUCAUCCCAGUAAGGUAGAAGGUAAAGGCGCACAUGAGCCAAAGGCCAAAGGUGAUCCCAGAUAUGGAUUUAACUGAAUAUCCCACUGAAGAAACCCGAGAGAAAAAAGGUUAAAGCUUUGGGUGCACGAUUUCUGGGCUCGUUUGGGUGGACAAGCGUUAGUUAUGAUUGGUCGAUGGUUUUCAAACCAUCGAUCAACCAAUCAUAAGUAACGUUUGACCACCCAAAUGAUGCCAGGAAUUGUUUUGCAAUCAAUCGAUCUACAUACAGAAAAAUAAAUUAAAGGUUGACACUUUGCAAAAAAAAUAGAAAACGACAAAAGCUUAAGAUUAUACACUCACUUAUUGAAAUAAAAUAAAUUAUUAUUAAUACACAAAAAUAGUUCUUACACCAAUAUGUUCGCCAUUUUAUUGUUUCUUUUCAUCGACAUGGCCGUCAUGACGUCAAUUGAAUAAACUCGAUAGAUGAAAUCUUCAUGAAUCUUGUGUUCUUUUCGCUUUUAGCAAUUUUACAUUUCCUCCGCCAACUGUUGCUGUAACAAGCGAGGAGAAAGAUGAGAUACUUUCUCAAGAACUUCAGGUAUACGUCGUUGUAAUUUACUCUUGCAACAGUAACUGCAGCACUCUUGUCUUCUGCCAGUAAUUUUCUUUUGCUCUUAACAUGAAAAAGCAGUGGAGACAGAAUUCCUGGAAUCUUUUAUUUGGUUAAGACGGGGUUUUCUGUCUGUUUGUUUGUUUGUUUUUUUGUUUGCAGCUAGCUCAAGCCGAAAAGGAGGAAAUCCUUUUAUUUGAGUCACACCUGGCUGCAGCCACUACAAAGGUGACAAUUACAGAGAGCAACAGCUUGUUACUGAGUCAGUUGAUCAGUAUGGACCCAGUGUAAGUCAACAAAAAUGGUCACGUUUGUAUAGCCUGCAGUGCAGACGCAUUUUAUGGGCAAGCAAACGAUAUUUUUUUCCUAUUUGAAGUCACCAUCUUUUUAUCAAAGCCGAGGGAAAAGGGGAGAAAACAGGGUUUUCAGUGUAAUUGGCAUUACCUGGUCUGGGCAUUAAGAUAGUAGGGGGCGGUUUUCAAAUGGUGGGGAUCGAGGUAAAUCGAACACAGAGAAAACGAGGGGAGUCUUCCCUCGUUUUCUUUUCCUCGUCAAUUUUUCGCCCGCUCUACUAUCUGAACGCCUGGAAGAGGCUAAAUGGGCAUAAAGCUAAGAGAACACUCCCUUUCUUGCGCCCAUGUGACUCGCACAUACCAAUCAGCACGUAAUGUAAUUUGGUGCCACCCUCCUUCUACUCGCUCACAUACAUACUCUCUAAGGAAAAACUGGACUGUUGUAGGCGAAAUUAUGAUAAAGGAUACUGCAGAAAGGAGGUACACAAUUAUCCUGGGUAACCCGGUUUCAGCUUCUAUGGAGUAUUUUCCCAGCCUUCCUAGUUCAAUAGAAUUACUUUGAGUCCUAUAACUUCACAAAAACGAUCGAUAAGUUGUAUGCACUCAUGAGGGGAACAAUUGUUUUUCCUCCCAAAGUAGCUGUAAAAUAGUUGCAUAUCUAACGAAAAAAUGGAAUGUUUACUUUGUAAAAAAGUCUUAGUUCACCCAAUCUCUUCACUUUCUUUCUCUGUCACUAGUGGCCCUGGGCGACGCCCAUCCCAGACUGUAAUUGAUCAGCUGAAAGCUACAAACAAGAGUCUCAAACUAGGUCAAAGACUUUGCCGCAGUCGAUCACCUGAUUUCUUGUUAGAGAUUAUCCAGAGACAGGUAAGAAAAUUUUCAUGUGAUCGCCGGUGGCCAAGUAUAAUCAGUGUUGUUUUUAUUUGGAUACCAUGCGUAAGAAAAUGUUGUGAAACCUUUAACUGCAACUGCUACGUUACACAGGGUAACCAACGUAGCGACCCUCGUACAGUUUACCCAAAGCCUAUCAUAUUUUCAAGAUGGCGAAAAUUUGGCAUCGUUUUUCUUGUUUGCUUUUGUGUUCAGUAAUCGUUUCUUUGUGAACGGGAGUUCAGCCUGCAAGUUUUCUGAAUGUGUUUAGAUCACAUUAGUUUCGUUUAGGGAGACUAAAAGUUCUUUAAUGUGGAUCCAUGAGGAGGAAACCCAAUGUCGGUUUUAUGCAGGCGUCCAUAUUAAAGCUAAGAGUCUGUAUAAACGCUUGGUUUCUUUGGGACCAAAUGUACAGGAUGUCAUAAGGACGUGUAGUGUUGCAAGAUUUGGGUCUUCGAUUGUUUGGACACUUGUUUAUUUUCCUUGGUGGUAUUCGAAUCACGAAAGUUCUACAUUUUGCUUAUCCUUUAGUUGGUACUCUAAUUUCAGGGUACAUCCCAGAGCAUGCCGUGGCUGGCAGAGCUUGUUCAAUCUUCAGAGGGCUCGUUGGAUGUACUACCCGUGCAGUGUUUGUGUGAAUUCUUGCUACUGGAGAAAACUGGCGAAAAAGAUAAAGAAGAAGGUUUCUCUAAAACACUGUCAGAGAAGAGAAUUGUAAGUAGUAUAGGACGCAUGUUUUACUCCUAGUUUCUGUGUUGGAAUCUCACCAUAAAGUGAAAGCUCAUAACUUACUGUCUUGAUUUCCGUAAUACAAUGAGGGGGAGGUCAUGGCGUAUUGUCUAGAUCUCUUCCACAGAAUAAGGAGGAAUCUCUUCUAUUACAAUAAAAUUGACGAUCUUAUAGCCCUUUAUCUUGAUCACUAUCAUGAAACGAAGGGGAAUAUCAUGUGAUUGAAUUUGCUAGCAUUUUGGAUGUUGCGAUCGUGAAAAGCCUAAACACAAAACAGUUAACUAUUCCCACACCACAAUAUAAUAGGUAACCAACAAUAGCUUUGAUUGUCCAUGGCUUCAGUUAAUUAAUUCGUGGCACGAUAGCAGUAUGUAUUAAUAUGGGCAGGUGCAAACUUGUUCUACUCGCGAUUCCACAUACUACUGGGAGUUUGUCGAAGUCCGAGAAUGGGUUCAAGUUCUUUUGCAGAAAGAUAGGUAUCUCGAGAUGUCACAAAGCGUGAAAAACCAAGUAAACCGUGAAAUGACCAUUGAUUACCAGUUUGAAAACGCCCUAAACAGUCGCAACAAGAUGAUUCACUGGCAAAUAUUUCAUUUUUGUUUGUAGGGUAUUCAGCGCCAUGUCCUGGGUCGACUAAGGUCUUUGCUGUUUGGUGAUAAUGCUGAUGCAGAGUCUACAGGCGAGGUGCUGGAAUAUUUUAUGAGGAGAUUGUCCAGUGUACAAACCGCCGAAAGAGAUUCAGCAGUCAAGGUAUAAAGCGAUCAAAUGUAAAAAAAAACUGUCUUAUAGGAAAGUACACUUAGCUUAUCCAGCAUGUUUACUCCUCUUAAAAAGUUAGUAGCAAAAAAUUCAAAUAAAAAAUACCUGGAUUUAAAACCCCAACUGGCAGGCGAUAACCAGUUGGUUACCGAGGAAUUUGAACUUGUUACGAUCGAGAACAAAUCCAGCAGCAAAUGGUCAGAGUAGAACUCGAACCCGGGACCGCCGGAUGCGAGUCCGACGCGCUGACCACUUGACCACUCGGCCACGCUGCCUCCUUAUUGACACAUUUGCCCUUUUCUUCAAGGGCCUGGAACUAGUGUUAUCCCAGGAUACAAUUCAAGUGGAUGAUCACGUAACGGUCGUUUGUGAGGAGGAUCUGGAGGGGAGUGCUAUGGUAACCACAGUGGAAGAACUAUUUUCCCCAUCAUUCCCUGCAGACAGCACAGUAAGCAAGACUUACAAGUGGUUACUGCAGAAUUUACAGAGCUUACCACACUUUGAAAUUGUGCGAGCAACGUGUUGCUUUUUUCUCAGACAGGUGAGCCUUUUAUACGGGCAAUUCAUUAUUGCAACGGUUUUUGGCUGUCCUUAAAAGCAAGGGUCCCCAGUAGGUUUUUCGGGAUCCGGGAUUACCCUUAUUUGACGCUCGGGAUUCGGGUUUUCCCUUAUUUGACGCUCGGGAUUCGGAAUUUCCUUAUUUGACGCUCGGGAUUCGGAAUUUCCCUUAUUUGACGCUUGGUAUUCGCGAUUUCCCUUACUUGACGCUCGGGAUUCGGAAUUUCCCUUAUUUGACGCUCGGGAUUCGGAUUUUCCCUUAUUUGACGCUCGGGAUUCGGGAUUUUCCUCAUUUGACGCUUUGGAUUCGGGAUUUCCCUUAUUUGACGCUCGGGAUCCGGGAAGUUCCUUAUCUGAUGCUCGGUAUCAAAAAAAUGAGGGCGAGAUGCGGGUUUGAAAUGUGCGCUGGAUGCAGGACGCUGGAAACAACCUUCGGGAUAAAGGGAUUGAACAAAAUUUUGGGUCAGGAUCGCGGAAUCCUCAAAAGCGUCGUAGCUCUUAUUGAUAUAGAUGCUUCUCCAAAGUUAACCAAUUCUCAAACUUUUAAGAGGCAUGUGACACCUUUGGGAGCAUAGUAAGAGGUCUCUAAGAGGCGCAAUCUCUGAAAAAAGUUACUAAGAUCGCAUCUUUUUUUGGAGGGGGAGGGUGGUGUGGAAGGAACACGUAACGUAGCCCUAAGAAACUUUACAUAGAAUACAAAGCACCGGCUUCUCAGAUCUCUUAUUUGUCUCGUUACGCUCUGUAAAAUAUAUGAUUUAUUUUUCUUGUCAAUUAAUUGUUGGCUACCGAUAUUUUUGUCGUAGUCCUGCCAAGUGGAGAUAAUUCCCGAGAGGACACAAGCGUAUCUUAUGUUUCUGGCAGAACACGCUACUGAUAACGGUGAAGAGGAGUUUUUGGCAACAGUUAUUGUGAGUAGAGUUGAUACCUUUUACUUUUUGCUAAGAAGUGCUGAGAUUCUUGUCCUGGGUCCCCAACGGACUUAGCGAAUUACCGGAAGUGGGUUUCGGAUUUCCUUUCAUCUUGAUUGGCAAAUCGACGAUGACAUUCAUGGUGCGUACUCAAAUCCUGGUACACAAGUGGAGGCCCAGAACAAGGGUUUCAGUGCUGUUUCACAGACUGACUUACCAGAGUUAAUUUAGUUUAGUUUAGUUAGUUGUGAAAGGCAAAGUUUGCAACACGUUGGAGCUGUGUUAUUUUGCAUUAUUCGGUUUACAUAUAUUCCAGGCCCCAGUUGUUCCAAAGCUGGAUAGCGGUACCCAUCGGAUAAAUCUCUACCUAGUGGAUAAGUAUUAGAAGAACCAUUUGCACUAUCCACUGGAUAGAGAUUGAACAACUGGGGUCAGGAGAUAUUUUUUUGGCUGCAUGCGCAUGCGCGAUAGGUUUCGCAUAUAGUGAUUUUAUUGGGUAAAGUAUUAGUCAUUUUGGGAAAGUGGUUACGUUGCUUUCGCGAGGUGGUCGCGCUGAAACUUAGACUGCAUAGAUUUAAGAGAAAAGUCUUUCCCGUUACAAUUUUUCAGGACAUCGCCCAGUUGAUAAUCGAACGUCCCACAAUCAUGAGCCCAGUUUUGGAAGAGGGUAUCGCUGGUCAAGAAACUUAUCAAGCUCUGCUAAGAUUGUACACUACAGCUUUACAACAAGCCGUUAAUAUGCAGGAAGCAAACUUCUCCUGGGUAAGCCUUUGAACCCUUUUCGUAGUAAUUUUACACUCGAUCUUAACCCUUUUUAGUGGUAAUGAAUAUAACAUUCUGAAAAAGAAAUAGCAAACAGCGGAGAACCUUCGUGAUUAAGUCAAACAAUGUGAGUGCAUGUUGUCUGGAAAAAAGACCUUAAAUAAUUUCAUUGAUAUCAAAACCAAGGCAAAAGCAAAUCAUUUUGAAAUAAGUUUUAUCGUAAAAGUAUUACUAAAAUACAGUUCUCUGAAGAGAAAAAUUCCUGCAAUUCUGCGGUAAACUGGUAAGUCGCUUACCAUUAUGGUUUCGACAACCCCACUGGAUUUUUCUGUCAAAUGGUAAGCAUCCCAGAUGAGCCAUUUCACUUUUUUCAGUGUUAUCAGACCACAUCUAUUUUGUAUAUAAAGAAAGAAGUCAGCUUUUACCAUGAAUACAUUUAACUAAUUACUAUUGAUCGAUAACUGGAGAUUUUCUCUAAGAUUUUUUUGCUCUUUGUUUUCCUUUAAUAAUUCUUCGUUUAUACAUGUAGCUAAGAUUCAAUUUAGUAAACGUUAACAAACGUCUCCUUGUAAUCAUAGGACAGGCCCUAGGGAUUAAGGAAAUUAUCGGCCACGACAAAUUCAAUCUUCAUCUACCUUAUUAAUUGCAAAAAGUUGUACUAUAAAAAUACGAAGAAAUCGAGGGCCGUGGACUGUCUAGAGUGAUAUGGUGUGAAAUGUUAGUUUUGCUUUUCUAUUAAUACAACAGCAAGAAAUGUCGGAUCAGUUAUUUAUCCAGUGGUCCAAGGACACAGAGUAUGCCGGGGAUGCGGCCACUUUACAUGUGUUGGUUAUACAUGCCAUGAUUGUUCUUCUCACUUACGGAGAACCAAAAGGUGAGCCAGUCAGAUUUGUUGCCUUGUUCUGUUACUUGCAUGUAACUUUGCAUCAAUAAGUAAUCCGAAUCAGAAAGAAUUGGAAAUCCGCUCUUUUAAAGACUCAGGCUAAAUUUACACUGUACGGGCCUCAUGCAAUGUCCUUAUACGAUAAGGCGGUCGUAACGCAUUGCAGAUACGGUGUCAUGUUUAACAAAACUAACAGUAAGUCGUUGUUGCAGAAUAAAAACUUAACUGCAUUUUAAUGGCAUAAUUUUGAUACAUUAAAUUCAUACCUGGCAACAAGGCAUAGGGAAGUAAAUCAUACGAAAAAAAAAGGAUUAUUCAUGCCUGAACUACGAGGUGAUUUCUGUUGUUCUAUUCGCCCAAGCCUUGGAGCCAAAUAAGAAUUCUAAUUUAUCAAAAUUGGUCUUCUUCAGAUUGGUAUAUUUUGUGUGUGCAACCUCGAGUUUCAACUUUUUAGUGAAGCUUUCAAGAUUCGUCUUAACAAUACAUGGCUUACUCAUCCCUACUGAUUUUUUUCUUUUCCUUUUUUUAAAUUCAUACAGGAGACACUAGUGUAUACAUGGCUCUACUAAAUGCUUGGUGUCCUGAAAAUGGACAAGUCAAGGUUUAUCUUACUGACACUGGAGAAGAAGCUGUACUGCUGCAAGAAUGGCUCAGACUGCGCAUGAUCAGGUCCCAGGUCCCUAGGGUAGUCGAUGCAGGUAAGCUUUCGGUAAACUGUGCUUAUACAGGAUACCCACGCGGCUAAACUGGAAAGCCAGUGCACAUAAAUGUAAGCGCGCUAUUAAGGCGCCGUGCCAAAAAACUUUUCGUCCAGUAAGAAAGAAAUAGAAAGGGAUCGUUUUAAGAGAAUGAACUAAAUUGGCAUUUUGUUUGUCAGGAUAGGGCCCUCUAGAUGUGAACUCAAUUAAACGUUUGAGUUUUGUUUUUCAGCCUUGAAAGAGUUGAUGCCAUCUCAGCUGGUGUUGUUUGCCCAGUCGUUUGGAAUUCCUGUCAACAGUAUGAGGUAUGAACUUACAGAUGCUGUUUGUUUGAAGCCGGGGGUUUGAAAUCAUUUGGGAAACAGAAUGAUAGAGUUAUAGUGAUCAUAUCUGAUCAAGGAAAUAGUUCUGCGUUUCAGAUUAGCUCAAAUCCCCCGUUUAAUUCUUCAUAACCAAGUAACUGCUAACUUUAGAAGACGUUUGCAAUAUAAGAUAGGUAUGCCUAUGCACGCAGCUGAAAUUUGCAACAAAAAUGAUAGAAAACUCGUCAACUUAGUGAAAAGCAGUAAAAGUGAAAGAUUGGAAGGGCCCUGACUAAAACUGCGAUUUUUGCGAAAAAUUGCGAAAAAUUGGAAAAUCCGCAAACAUUAGAAAAUGUGUUGAAUCAGUGAAAAGCACGGGAAGAAGAGGUUGAGUUAAAAUGUCUAAACAGUAAAAACUCAGAGCCCAAAGCCAUCGAGAAAAACUGCCUCUCUGCAGUCGAUUGUUAACAUUUUUGUGCUUCUGCUUUUCAGCAAACUUCUCCAGCAGUUGGACAAAGCUGCUCAGGAGGACCCUGUUGGGAUAGAGGAAGCCGUGUUAGACAAAGGUUAGUGAGAUUGUCGCUUAAAUUAAUGAAAGAGCGUCAUUGGAUUGGCUUUGAGGGAUAAUAUUAUACCGGCUGUAUCUGUUAGAGAUUAAGCUCGAGUGUCCUGCCGUUGGGGCCGCGAAUUCCCCUGGUAUGGGAUUUAGUGCGGGUGUCAAUAACCAGCGACUCAUUUUCAUGUUCAGUAUCUCCUCUUAAGUUACAGAUUGUGUUUGUUUCUUUUUUCCUUAGCCAAAACAGAGAACGACAAUUAAAUAUCCCUAGUCGGCGUUUUACGCACACAUGUUUGGUUCCCCUCUUCCCUCAAAGAAAGUAAUACACAUGAAUUCUUUUGUUACUUUUAUUUUUGUUAUCGAGACCUUUAAGACGAGGACGACUACGAGUCCGAGAUUUUCUCAAUACUAAGUAGUGCUCGCGCGAGAACCAGCGUCAUUUUGGCGGGAAAACGUGAUAGCCGUCGCCAUUCCACUACGAGUUUUUGCGAGAUUGCCGUAGUGGCAGGAAACAAGUUAUCAAAUGUUAGAAGUUUUAUCAUUCUGUGACCGGUAGAGGGCUUAACCUCCUUCAAUAAAGAUAACAGUGCUAAGUUAUCUGGUGAAUCAAUAGUACAAUGAAGCUUUCCGGGCUGUCUGUUUUUUGAGAAUACGCGAAAAACCUGCAGUCAAAUCUCGUACUCGUAGUUGUUCUCGUCCUGACAAGUUUUGGUGAAAAUGUCGUUGUGUCGCAAACAAGGUAUCAGCGGUUAGAAAUUUUAUUAUUUUGUGAUCGAGAAAGGGCUUAACUUCCUUCAAUAAAAACGACCGUGCUAACUUUUCUCAUGAAAAAAGUACAAAAGGUUGAGUUUGAUCGUCCGGGUGAACGUAGUCCUGAAUAGGACUGUUGUUGUUGACAGUGACUGACGUUUCGACAACCUGUGCGGUAGUCAUCUUCAGAGUCAAAGUGAGUUGCAUCACGUCAGUGAGUCACGGACGUGAUACAAAAAAGUACAAAAAAGUACAAUGGAGUUUUCCGGGGUGUCGAUUUUUUUAGAAUACGCAAAAAAUGAAAAUUCGCCCUCGUCUUCGAAUCUAAGGGUCUCUCCAAAUUCCAAUUCGUGCUGGAGCAUGGUAGACGAAGAAGCACUUUAUGGGUUUUUAUCACCACUGAGGCGUUAUUUAGUUUAAGUCUUCCUUGAGUGCAUUUAUUGUCUUGUUUAGGUUACAUGGUUCAGCUUGUUGAAGUUCAGCAGCUCCGUGGAGCUGUUGGUGGGGACAUGUUCUGCUGUUUACUGACCGAGGAACCACCUUCUAAGAAAGAAAGUAAGUUUUCAUUUCUUUGUAAUAGUCGUGGUUACGCAUUCAGGGGAGAAAAUCAAUUUCUCGAAGUGUUUUUUUUUCGCAACGCAUUUUCUGUGUUGUUUAAUAUUCUGAGGUAGACGCGGUAUUCGACUCGUACAGUGCGUCGCUUAUGCUGGAAAUUUAAUAACUAGUCACUGAUUUGUCGUGAAACUAAGAAACCCGAGACAAACAUCUCGACGUUUCGGUAGCUUUCAAGGUUGCUUCCGUGGGAAAUACUAGCGUAACCGUAGUUAUGUCCCACAGUAAAUGUUCAUUGGGAAGGUGCAGUCACACAUGCAGUUUUAUCAGAUCGUUCACGUAGUGAAAGGCCUUGUCCGCACGAAAAGGCUCAUUUUAAACGCAAUAAGUUUCUCCCAUUGUAUAGCCUUUUUGCAUGUUGUUAGCUAUCCCAGAAUUUGGACCAAGACAAUUGAGAUUGCCGUCAAUUAGCCUGUGAACAGCCUCUCCAUUUGAGGAAACGGGGCUAAAUAUCGGACGGUAUUGGAAGAGGGGGAGUGGGUGGGGCCUUUCCCCUCUCCCUGGGAAGUGGGCGGGGCCUUUCCCCUCUCACUGGUAAGUGGGUGGGGCCUUUCCCCUCCCUUGGGAAGUAGGUGGGGAAUUUUCCCUCUCCUUGGGAAGUGGGUGGGGUUUUUUUUUCCUCUCCCUGGGAAGUGGGCUGGGCCUUUCCCUUCUCCCUAUAACUAGCUAGUCUUUAUCCCUUUUAUCCCUACCCAGGAGUGUGGUCCCAGGCUAUCCAGCAAAACGCGAACGACUUUUGAUAUACGUUUAAAAUAGAUUGGAGGGAGUAGGGAUCUGUAGCAGGCAGAGAUCUUCCGGUCUAAGUUGUUGCCGAGACAAUACGACACAGCCCACCAGCCCACCUAUCACCUAGUUCACCUAUCACUAGGAAGGGUCUGUGGCGAGGAGUACAUGUGUCUUCAAAGAUUUGCCAAACCUCUAACUCAGUUUUGAUCAGCAAAGGUGGCGGGCAAAUCAAAGAUGGUUCUUCCCAUGCGAUGACGAGAGCGAACAACAUUAUCUUAUUAUUUAACGACAAUUUAGCCAAUUUAGUUAUUAUUACACCAGAGGUUUUGUCUAAUUUGCAAUUCGUAUUUUCGAGUUUUCCUGCCCAUUCUCAUAACCAGCGUUGUCUCACAGGUGCAGAUUUGGAGUCCCUAGAUGGUGGUAUAACUCCCUUACCUCUCGCUACUGCUGCUCCGUCUCUACGUCCUAAAGACGCGUCAAUGAGGUUUGGCAUUUCGUAUUUAUUUAUUUAUUUUAUUUUGUAGUUUGUUUAAUUUUUGUUUGUUUGUUUCUGUGAUAAAAUAUUUUAUAUCUUUAUUGCAUUUUUUGCUUGAGGCUCAGUAUGACGAAGUGGUGUAAUCCACUGAAGCUUUGAUGCAUUUCAUGCGGUACUGAUGAGGUAGCAUGCCAAUACAGCCGCUGGGAAUUUUUGGCGGGGAGCGAUGAGAUGCGUCUGUAUUGCAGGCUACGGAUCAGGGGAAUAGACAUUUACGUUUUAUCCCUCAUGCUUUUUCCUUUACCGUAAACUGCCGCUUAUAAACACCCCCCCACAAGUUAGGUCCAUCGGAUUACAAGCUCCCCUCGCGACAGGUGUCCCCCACCACUGAGCACUGCUAUAGCUUGUUUCGAGUACUUUUCUUAUUCUGGUUAUAAACCCCCUCGGAUUUUCGCCCCCGUACAUAAGCUCCCCCAACACUCCUUACGAAGAUGUAUAAGUCUAGGGCUUAAAAGCAGCAGUUUAGUCUACAAUAUUCUCAUUACCUUCAUUUUUAAUUAAGCUGUGAUAUUGUAUGGAGAAAUUACAUAGCGGUCACUAUUUAGCGCCUAACAGUCAGUCAAGCAAAAUCUCUAAAAACAUUUGCAUGUUGUUUUAGUGUCGAUGAUACCGAAACCAAUCAGCAGAUGGCUGCCAAAGUAGUCAAGGUAGGACGAACUUACAGUAACAGUCGUUUAAUGUGCGGUGAUUUUUUCUUUCUCAUUUAUUUACGGAGCUGAACAUUAACCAUUAUCUAUUUACUGGGACAAAAAAGGCAUUCGAUGUAUUUUUCAUGUUAACGACAUGUGCGACGCAUGUCACAUUUGGACUUAGUGAGUACUCGAGUUCCAUGAGUUCGCCCGUAGUUCAAAGGUUAGAGUGCCUAAACGGUGUUGUGGCGAUUUUUGGGUUCGAUUCCUUUUAUACUAGCGACGCUAUUUUUCCUUCGUCCCUUCCCAUGACUCCCCGCGCGCUUCAGCCUAACCGCAGUCUUCUCUCACCCCAAAUACACAUAAGCAGCGACUGGGUACGAGUCUGUAUGCAACUCUAACGUAAUAAUUUUCCUCCUCGCGGAGGCUUAAGGUUACAAAGAUGUUUCUCUGUUUGUCUUGUAGAUUUUCUUGUCUCCUGAGGAAGUUACAACUGAAGAACAAAGGAUUAUUGAAAAUGGUGUGCAAAAGGUGAACUCACGUUGAAUUGAAUCUUAACAACUGGAGCCAGAUAAAUAAAAAGUCGUCACGACGGUCCGACUUAACCACUAACGUCUGACGUUGAGCCCAGUAAAAGUAAGGUUAUCCAAGACAGUCUUGGAUCAUGGAUUCUACGCAGGCGUUGUGGUUUGCGGAUUCCAGGAAUUGGAUUCCGGAUUUCUCGUUUGUGGAACUUGGAUUCCGGAUUCCAAACGUUAGCGGCAUUCCGGAUUCCUUUAGCAGAAGUCCUGAUUCUAAGGCCAGGGAUUCCUGAUUUUACAAGCAAAAAUCUCCCUGGAAUCCAGAGUCUAGAUUGUCUUACACGGAGCGGCAAACUCUCUAUUUUAUUGCCAGUUAUUAUCGGUUACGUCUGACGUAGUAUUUAUGUGACUGGCCACAUUAAAAAAGCAUUUUUGUUAAUUGUCAAGACAGUUUCGAGAUCACGCAGUGAGGAUGGCAUAAUAAACAUCAUUGUGCAAGUCUGCUUGGUAUCUUUCACUUGAAUAGUCACACUUGGGUAUUUUGUUGAAUAACUAGUUCAAAUUAAACAUUUAAAAAUGUAGCACGACGUUUAUCUAGUAAGUUAGAGUUUUUUCGUUGGAUUUUAUUCUAGGCUUUGACCAAGGAAGUCAUCAGUGCGAACCGUGGGGAGAAUCCACAAGACUCGCUGGCGGAAAACAUCAUGCACAAGUUUGUCGAGGUUGCUAUCAAUGAAAGUUUUUAUUCACUAAAACUACUAGUUUGAUAAAUUUAUUUUGUUUACAAACGUUACGUAAAACCAUAGCAUCCGCAUGUUUCAGUCAUAACAAUGUAAGUGGCUAAAGAACCUACCACGUCUUGAAGCAGAUUUCUGUCAUCUUUGCUAAGCGCGGGAAAGCAUGCAUUUGAUGCCAAACGCGGGAAACAAACAUUGGCGGGUUAAAGCUUGCAAGCGAUGCAAGGUGAGAAAUCUGAUUCGCUAAUUCGGAGAUGAGUGGCGUUUCUCGAGAAACCGUUUCGCGCGGGUGUGGUGUACCGUAAAUGGCCUAAUAAAUGCCCACUUCCUAAUAAACGCCCCCUGUCUAAUAGACGCCCCCUAUGAGAAUCAAUCCAGAAUACUUGGAAUUAGCAAAAAGGAGCAAAAUCAUUCAACUCAUUCAGUUUUUUGCUUGAUCAACAAGGCUUUGCAUAUUUCGUUGUGUUUAAUGUCAAGUUCAAAGUAUGGAUAGACUAACUAUGACAACUCAAUAACCCUGAGCGAGGAUUCUGACAUCGAUGUUGGGAUUUGAAAGAGCUAUAUGGAUCUCUAGCUAGACGGGCAAGACGUAUCAAUUGAUGGGGUGGAUAUUCCGCUACUUUUAAACUUUCUUAAUAUUUUCGCCGAGUGCAUAUUGUUUUGUUGAGCUUGUUAUAGCUAAGAGCUCUCUCUGUUAAACGCCUCCUAUCUAUGAAACGCUCUCGCUUGAACCCCCACAAUUAAAUAGACGCCCUGAGCGAUUAUUAGGUCAUUUACGGUACACUGAAACAGAUUUUGACCUCUGCUUAUUUAAGUUUUAUCGAUCAGUCAGUCGAAAAGAGUCACAAUUUCAAAAAUCAUUUCAAAAAUCAUUUCGUCAUCUAACUCACUUUCUCUGCUCUUUGUAGAUCCUAGGUUCAGAUCAUGGCCAGAAGUUUGUUGAUGGAUUGUCUAAUAAGGCUGCUUUCUCCUGUCCUCUCCUUAGACUUUUCAAGUCAAGACAGGUACCACUCAGUCUGUUGCUGUGCUUUAAUCCGUUGAUUUCUGAUAACCUUUUUCAGCUUUUUAAAGGCCUUGAAAUUCUUUAGAAUACUCUUUUAUUUUUUUUCUCUGAAAUUUGAAAACUUUACCAGUCAAAUAUUGAAACGGAAAUAAAGGCAGUCAGCAACGACAGUCGACGGUCUCUCACGGUCUGAACUCGAGAUUUUUUAUUAGUAUUUUUGAAUUUUUCCACGCCUGCGCAGUAUUGAAGAGAAGCAUCACCCCAAAGAUCAAUGGAAAGAGAUCCUGGCGUAAUUUGUUUUCCUCGGUCUCUCGAGUGCAAUUUCCCGAGAAAGCUUGCCGGAUAUGGACGUUUAAAAGACCUUCAAUGUUAUUGCAUUUGCAUUAGUAAGCACCAAGAAAGGCAUGCUGUAGUAAAAAACAAACUGGAGGAAUCAGUAAUAAACGACAGUUAGAUGUAUACAUCUAUAUAUAUUGAAAUAUAUUACAUUUUGACGUCGUGUCGUGGUUUUGAAGACAAGGAAAGUUCUUGAAGAAUUAAUGUUACCCGUCAAAAAGAAUUAAAACAAGAAAAAAUGAAUGGUUUUUUUGUCUGUCUUAGGCUUGUUUUACGUACCAAAAUUGAAAGCAGUACGCCAGCUAACUUUAAACUUGUUUUGAUUGAUUUUUAGACAGCACUGGAAAAGAAAGGUGUGGAUUGUAGUUUUGUAAAAACCAUCAGUAAGCUUGCCAGUUACAGUCUUAAAGGUAUGUCAGUUCCGUGUGUAGUGAAGGAUGUGUGAUUUUCAGUUUCCAAGUAUCAUACUUUCAUUGAGUCCUUAACCUUUCAUACCGGUAAUCUGUUUAUAGGCGGGGCGUUAGGUGUCGCCAUUUCACAGUACAAGAAGCAGCUGGGAAUCACGGAACAGAAACAACCAGGCAAGAAAACUGUUCCUAUUUAAUUUGUAUUCACAUUUUGAUAAUGGCGUUUUUUUCCACGGUUAUACCGUUUUCCACUGGAUAAAUUUCUGUCCAGUGGAUACCGCAGUUGCUUUCCCUUAUAUUUGUCCGCUAAAUAGUGUUCCAUCCUAUGGAUAGUCAUAGCGCUAUCCAACGUUUAAACAACCGAGACCAGGCGUGAAUUCAGUAAAACGUUGAAAAGCAUAAGGGUAAUAGCACAAGUGUAGUUGUUGUUUUAGAGUUGAGAAACAAUAGCUACACUUAUAAAUUAAAGGUGUAGACGUUUUAAUGAAUGGAUGCCAGUAUCUACUUUCGUCUUAUAAGAUAGGUCCUUGGUCUUCUUAACCCUUAAAAGCCCCAGUAUCCACAUAAGAAUUCUCAAGACUGAUCUCCAUACAUUUCCUUAAGGAACUUAUUUGAGAGAAUUUGAUAAAAUAUCAAAGCAUUUUCCUUAGGUGAUCGUUUUAUUAAUUGUGAUAACUUUUUGUUUUCUUUAUUACGUAUGGAUGUUGUCAGGAGAAAGUUGAUGUUGUUCCCUCUCGGGAACAGAAGUGUUAACAUAACAUAAAGGUUGUGAGGGAAAAAAGGAAAUGAUCGCCAAAGAUAAAUUAUAUGAUUGUCACAACAAGUGGCAUAUUCCAUCUCGUUCAAUUCGUCAAUUUUUAACAAAUUUUUCUGGAGUUGAAUUCUAAAAUACUGUAUCGAAGUCCAUGAAAAGAAAAAGAAAGUCGUUGUCUUGUGUUCACAUUUUGCACAAAACGUGAAAUUAGGCACUUUCACGUUGUAGUCGUGCAGUGACGGCAAAAAAAAAAUGUACAAAAAAGUUUGAUGCACGUGCAAAGUUGUUGUUUUGUUUAUCUAAACCUGUUACUGUUUUGACGUUCUCGUUGACGUCGCCGUCAUCGUUUCCUAAGCUCCCUAUUGCUGUUCCAGAAAAAUGAAACGGCGGCCAUGUUGGCGUCCCAAACAAAUCCUGUAGGGGUUCCUUAAACGCUUUCUUUUGUCGUCAUGAAUUUGCAUAGAUGCUGGCCGCGUGGGUGAAAAUGCUCUAUAAACCCUAUUAAUAUUAGUUUACUGUUAUACUUGAAGCUUACCAAGAUUUUUUCCUCCUUCAGGUGACACAAUCCUCGAACAGCUGGCUUCAGACAAAAACACUGAUGACAUUGCCCUUGUUAAAAAAUUUAUUUCCGCCUCGAAAGAUCGCGCGGUUAAACCAGAAUCUGUUACUGUGGAUUUGGCAGUCAAAGGUUUGUUAGAAAGUUUCUUUUCCAGAAUUGUUUAAUUUGCAUUAAAAUGUUAAACAAAUUUGACUGUAGUCUUCAAUAAAUGGGUAUGAGUUUGUAGUGUUCCAUCUAAGAGAUUUAAAUACAGGAUGUGGCCUAUUUUCGCGGGUCUAAAAUUCUCAGUGUACCUUUGGUUCGAUUUUUCGUGACGUCAUUCGGCUGCCGCCAUUAGAGAGUUUUAGAUUCGAGGACGAGAACGAUAAGGGGUUCUUCAGUACUGCAAAUAUUCUCCUCCGUCGAUUUGUCUUCUUACUGUUCUUGCUAUGUUUUUAGUUAAUAGUUCGCCUAUUUCUUCCUCGUGAAACGAGUGAAAUGUUCCGCCAUUUUGUACUCACUACAAAACAACUGAACCUCGUCCCCAGUUCUUCUCGGUUAACUGUUCAGUUUUCUGGCAAUUAUGCUGCACAAUUGACGUGAAUUUUCACAUAUCGUAAAAUUCUUCCAAAUUUGGUCGACAGUGGCAGGAUAUGAUGAAUUAUGCGUGGGAUUUUAGCCAAUCAGAAACAGAGAAAUCUUUGGAAUGAAUAAUAAUUUGUUUUAACUUUCCUUCGUGAAUUAUUAAGCAGUUUACAUUGUUCAUUUCAGCUUGUUUGAAAGUGAGAAAAACAAACUCUCCGCUUUUUGAGGAUUUCAUCCAGGCCAUUGUGGAAACACUUAUAUCUGGGCACAGCAGAACUGACUCGAAGUCUGCGUCUGCAGCAUGGACUCCUCAGCAGUCUCUCCCCUUAAAAACAUGCUCAGAAAUCCUUGUUCAGCUGUUGGAACAGUCCAAUGACUCUGAUCCAUCGCUUGAUCACUUGGUCAGUGGUCUGUUAGUAGACUGGUGCGAGAUUGUGGAUCCGGAAAUUGUUCAUGUGCAUCCUCUUCUGCAGAGAAUGCUCUUGUUCCGAGACAGACUGAGCAUGCCCAGUUGUGAUAGGUCACUGACCAGUCACGAAGAGCGCUCGCCGUCCGCCUAUCUGUUGAGCUUGCUAACACACCGAGCACGCUGGGAAACCCUGCAGGACUGUUUGGACUGGCUUUUGGGUCAUAACGGUGACGAAAACAGGUAAAAUACGGGGCAAUAGCUAAAAGGUCUCAAAGACUCGGCUAGAAGGUCAAACAUUUUGGUCCAACUUGAUGUUUGUCACACCCAACGUAAGUGAGCCAAAGAUGAUUGAUCAUUGUAAGCCCACAUAACGCUUUAAGCGUGUUACCACUGCUAUACUACUACAUGAGAAAUUUCUGCACUUUGAUUGGCUCAGAGCAGUGGUAUUUCAGCUUAAUUUGAAAUACCUACGUGUGAAAAUUACAAUUCUUUUGUGGGUAGUAGUAUAGACAAAUGAUAGCAUGAUUUGUACGUGAUAUUUGGCAUAAAUACCUCUCGUGAUAUUUCAAAAUUGUCUCAAAUUUCACUCGCCCAACGGCUCGUGGUAUUUAUGCCAAAUAUCACAAUAAAUCAUGCUAUUACGUACACAAAUUAUGGCGUUCUGAUUGGUUGAUUUUACCGGCUUGGGCUUACAGUCCAACCUCUCCACAACGGCCACCUUGGAGACAGAAGAAAGUGGGCGUUGUGGAGAGGUGGCCGUUAUGGGGAGGUAGGGAGGUAAUAUGACAAUUUUUUAGGGAGUACAACAUGUUUAUUGUGCUAACUUCAUGCUUGCUGUAUCAUAAUAGUAAUGCAACCAUAUAUAAUAAUUAUAUACAGAUACAAUGCCCAAAAACUUGACUGUCAUCAAAAUGGUGGAUGAAACAACGAAAGCCAAUUAUUUAAAUGCGAUGUGGAGAUAGGCAGCUAAACGAAAAAACAUGCUCUUCCAACACGAUGUGGGACGAAAAUGUUUGGUCUUUUAUCUGGGGCGUUACAAUCAAGCAUUUGUCCAUUACAGAAAAAGUCCAAUGAAAAUGUUUCAUUUAGAGCAAACAUGGGAAACUAGCUAAGAGCAAAGUUGAGGAAGGUAGUAAAACAGCCAAGCAUGCUCGGCUUCCGCCACGAUGCUGAACAAAGAUGAGUGUGUGAUCAUUUAGCUUUGGUUUGGUUAGGAAAAAAGUUAUUUGCUAACUGGAUGAGUGACCUUAAAGCAGGUGGUCUGCUGUCGACGUCUAAUUAUUUAGUGAUUGAAUGCUUUAUUAUCCAGAGCCACCGAAACGGAAACAGGGAAUAAUACUUAUUGUGACUAAAGGGGUCGCGCAGAAGAAAUAAGUACUCUCGACUCUCGCUGUUAAUUUAUUUGUUUCUUUUUUUUUUUUUCAAGGCUCAACCCAACCGCCGCUUUAGAUUUUGUGUGGACUUGUUUCCACAGUCCCCGGCUCUGGCAAGGAAGGGAUCAAAAGUCUACUGCUGUGGGCAGCCAAGGAACAAAUUCCGUACGUUCAUUCACCUUUUUCUGCACUUGUAUUUGUGGCCGAGUGGUUAUAUGAAAAAGUUGUUUUUUUUACAAGUGCAAAUUAAGUCUUGCGUUACUUUAUUUAGCUUACAAGUUCAUAGAUAACUUUAAAACCAAAAGAAAUGGGGUUUUUUUUGACAGAAUGGUUUCAAAUACAGAAAAAAUUUACAAACCUUUUGAAGAAAUGUACCCGCAGUAGCUAAAUCAGUGCUUUUAUGUUUAUCGGCAAGAAAACGUAACGGCUCUUCGGUCGUUUGCGCCGCGCCAAAAUUAUAAUCGUUGGCAGCAAUCAAUGUGUUAAAAAUCAUCAUUUUUGGCUCAAUUAUCUCACUGUUUUAGUAUAUACUAAAACAAUUAUUCAUUUCAUUGUCGAUGGCUAGUGAUGGAUAUUUACCCCACUAGCCACCUCCACUUUGGCGAUUAAUUGUUAUAUAUUAUUCUACAACCCUUAGAACCAUUUGAACUUGUGUGAAAUACUUUUUUUUUUUCUUUUUCUCUCUCUUGAAGGCUGUGUUUGAAGAACCUGUUUUAGAUUUAAAUCCAGCUCAGAUCUCUUCUCUGACCAGUUUAAUUUUAUCCGAGCUUUCUAAUAGUGUCGAGGAGUGGUGUUUGAAAAAAGGUACGUCGAGUUGAUUGCUUCACUUUUGAAAUGGGUAAGAGUCUAAGACCAAGAAGAGGUAUCUUAACUUUCUUUUUUCUUUUAAGGUACCACUUACACAGACUUUCUUGAACAAACAAUAGAUGGCAAAACUCCAUACGUGUCAGAGGAAAUAAGGUACGGAUCGAAAAGUUAGGGAAAAGGUGUGAAAGUAGAGAAAUGAAAUUUAAACUUGAAAAAUAAGAAACGGUUUCAUAGGAAUGGCAAUCGCUUAGCGCAAAUCGGUUUUCGCGGAUUGUACACCCCUUAACCGCUUCCAUCUCAGUAGUUUUGCACUUUUUCAUCAAAAAAAUUUUUUGUGUUUUUCUCUGCAGAACCUUUUUAGCCUCGGUGAACAUUUAGAAAUGUAGUAUUCCACUGAACUAGUUCGGAGAAACGGUAGUCUCUCUCCUUCUCUUUGGAGAUCUCAUUAAUCCAUCGCAAUGUUUAUUGGUCGACCGUGAAAACCCUGUUGCGAGGUAGUGGUACUGUUGAUAACAAGAUUUACGCCACGGUUAGAUUGCUUUAACAAUUAUUGUGGGCGACAAGAGGAGCACGCAAUCCUAAUAUCCAGGUCGUUAUUACGCAUGCGUCGCAUGAAUGUAGCCGGCAUUCAUUUGGACUUCCACUAAGAAUUAAUGAAUGCAUAAAACGCAAGUUGAUCACGCGCGUUUCGACCUUCUACCCCUCGUAAUCUGAUCACGCGUGUUUUGACCAUCUGUCACGUGAAACCUACACAAAGCGUAGCGUUGGAGCAAAUGCGUUUGGACAUCCGAUCGUUGUCGCCCGCACUCCCUAACCUUUGGUUAUUUAUAGUUUAUUCCUUCAUCUCUUUAUUUUAGAGAGAAUGUAGAGCAGUUUGCUUCGAAAGUUAUCGCAACUCGACUUCAGUUAAUCUCGUUGUGUUGCCAUGGUGACAAGAGGAAGAUUCAAUCCGUUGUCCGUUGUACAUUGAACAGUAAAAGGUAUUUGUGCUAGAAUUUUUUUCUCUGACCUACAGAUUAUACAUCCCAAUGUAAAAAUGUGAUAAUUUUUUUCUGUUGAAUCUGAAUAAGGAUUAAACGAUAUUUGCCCUUGUGCUUUUCUCCUAGGAAGAUUUAAUCAUUAUUGUUUCGUCUACGCAUCACGCAACGCCACUACUCUAGUAGAAGCGUUGCGUGACGUCCCCAAAUGAUGGCUACGUAGCGUACUACCUGCGUGCAGACGUGUCUAAUUUAUUUGUGUUUUGUUGUGUUAUGAAACAGAGAUAAGGAACGUCUGCACUCAGACUAAAGAGUAUGGGAUCUUAAGAGCUUCUUUUUCUGUCGCUAGGUGGUCGAAAUGGCUAACAGCCCAGUUUCUUGUUCAACUUUAUCUCGCACAACCGAGGGUGAUGAGGAGUAUUAAAGAUUUUCGUUCCCUAACAACGUCCGGAGCAAUCACUCAAUCCAGUGUUUGUCAGGUAAGAAAUCAUGACUUUCUUACAUAACUUUUUGUACUUUUUAUUUUCUCCUCUUCAUAUAAAAUACAAUUACUUAUAACGCCAAAAAUAACGGGGAAUCUCACGAUAUAAAUUUUGAAACUAAUUAUUCCAGGAUAAAGUAGAAAGUACAAAGAGAGGAAACGAGAAAACUUUGCUAACAAUCUGACAAAGUGGUGCUAAAAUCUUUUAAGAUUUGUCGUUGCAGACUGACCUCGUAAGCGGACAUAAUGGUACCUUCUUUUAUUAUUAUUUUUUUACCAAAGAGUAACAAAAAAUAAAUAACCAUAACUGAUAAAACUAUAACUACAACUGAUAAAGGAUCUAAGGUUUGUCGUUUACACAAUUGUUCAGAAUCCUUACAGUGUUCUCAUGAUUCUCCAAACUGGUUCGAAUAUCGUAGGUACUAUUAAUCUUCCCUUGGUUGAUAGUCCUGUAGCCUAACUUAACUGUCGUUUGACUUCUUGAUUAGUUGGAUGUCCUGUGUCACCGUGUAUUGACAACUCUUGCUGAUUCUAAGCCGGGUAAAGAAUAUGAAGAUAGAGCCUAUAACACAAGUCUGUUGCUACGGAAACUGGCCUGUCAACAUCCCAUGCUGCUUCUUAGGUAUGUACAGGGAUUUUGUUACAAAUAGUUAUGGUGAGUCCUGGGACUCAUCUUGUGAAAAAUCAUGAAUCUCAGUCCUGAACCAAUGAGUCCCAGUUAAAAACAAAACGAGUCUGAAAUGGAAAAUGCUUGGGCAUUUAUGCAAGAUAGUUAAUCUGAAGACAGACUCCAAAAUUCUGUACUACAGUAUACUGAAGUUAAAAUAUAGUCCUUCAUUUUAAAGCACAACAAAGGCUAAAAGAAAUAUCCAUGGUUAAACAACAGCCAUAAUAACUUCCACAGAAAUUACACGAACGGGCCGGAUAUUUCCACAAAUACACAUGUUCAGAUCGAUCGAAUGAAUUAUUUCGCUUCUUUAGGGAUUUUUAUGCGUCAGGGACGCAGGACGCAGAAGUAUCCGAAAAUCACUGUAAUGUAGGCUGAUGGCCCGGGGAUGGGUACUCGAGGGACGUUUUGGUAGAAGUGUGCCGCCGAGGCCUUUGAACCCUGAUUCUGUUUACAGGGUUCGUACAGACUCUUCAGAAAUCUUGAAAAAGUCUUGAAAUUUGCUCAGCUAUAUUCUAGACCUGGAAGAAGUCUGGAAUGAAACUGGAGAUAAAGUCUGGAAAAAUGACUGAUAUAAAGUGCUUUGUAAGCGAAAUUAUUGUCGUUUUGGGCAAAUCUUACCCAUUCUCGCUGGUAAUCUUUGCACCUUUGGGUCUAAGAAAGAUCCUGACAAAAUUCAGGCUUGAUGUGUGAUUUGAACCCUAUCCUUUUUGAUAAGCGGACGCGGAGUGAGUUAAAUGAUUCGGGUAGUAUGGCCAAAGUCGUUACGUUAAAAUGACUCCAUUUUGCUCUCUCUAUGAUCAGGCCCUCUGGAUCAUUGGGCAUUGUCUACCUCCGUAAAAUCUUUUUUCGCUUUAUAUUCUAAUUCGCUACCCCGCUCAAACGAAUAUAAAACAUUUAUCUUGUAAUAAGCAACCACAAUUAGGGUGUGUCAACACGACCCUUGUGCAAACCUCUUUAUUAUGCCUUCAUCAACAAAAAGGAUGGGAAUGAUACAACAAACAGAAUGAAAACUCGGAAAGGUAUAAAUACAGCAAGAAAACUACUCUACAAAACGAUCUAAACUAUGCUCGUACAACAAUGAGACGGUAAACGUGCUAAGCCUUUCAUAUAGCAGCAUGCAAAAACUACGUCUAAGAGACACUGAUAACCCCUAGCCACUGGGUAUUUAAUUAUGAGGUCGUAGUCACGUUCGUAAGAAUGAAUAUAAAUGGAAACGACUCAAAUAUAUAUAGCCUACCGUCAACGAAGCAAUUGUAACAGCAUACCAUGUAACACCCCAAAGAAAGGGUCACAUAACCCAUGGUAAAUACAUUUCUUUUUGUUGCUCUGGUUAUUUUUCAACAGCUCCUUCUCAAAUCAUUCGAUGCAUAAGUUUGCCUAAGUCACCAUGAUUUCAAAACUGCCCGCCACCUUGUACCUUGUUGUCAGUUGAUCGUUUGUACCGGUCUAAAUGCUUUUUACUUUAUAAUAGUUAUAUUAUUGUUGUAGGCACCUCCCGAUGAUAGCUGCACAACUGAGAGGUCGAGUUCAUCUCAAAUCUAAAGAAUUUACAAACCAGCAGCAUCUGCUCGUGUUCUCUCACAUCUUGGGAAUGUUGGAUCUUCUCAGGCCCCAUAUCUUCAGACAUGAUAAGGUUUGUCUUAAUCCCCAGGCGAAAGCCGUUAAGGACUAAGAGAAAUUACAUGCGAAGGAGUUCAUGUAAUAUGUUGUCGUGUAUCCAGAUUACCAUCACUGCAGUGGUUUUUGCUUUAUUGUUGUUGUUGUCAUUUAUUUAUUUAUUUAUUUUUUGUUUGUUUGUUGUUUUUAUCUCAAUAAAUUGCUAAUGAGUUUGAGAGGCGAAGCCAGACUUUCAAUGAAGGUCUACGUCCCUUCAACAGUCAUUUUUAUAGUGAAGUUCCCUAUCACCAAACCGUAAACCCUUAAUAAAUAACCUUACAAAUGCCCACUCGCCACUGAACGUCCCAUAUCGUAUUAACACCUCCACCAUGAGUCCUAGUUGGCUCAUCGCUACUCUCUAGACCAAUCAAAAUUAAAACCAAACCUGAACGUGACUUGCUGUGACCUGUUUUCCCGCGCUUGGCACCAACUUCAAGUAUUUGCUUCGAGUUCUGAUUGGUUCAUUUAAUUGCUUUCGUGUGUUGUUAUUGGUCAGUUGGUUUUCUUUCUGUUACACUCAACGGCUAUUUGAAUAUUGUUUUAACAGCUAAUCCAAGAAGGCUUACGGGACAUUUUAGAUGCUUACUUUGGUCUUAUCCAGGUAAGACAGUAAAAACGGACGCUAUUUACAACCCUGCACCAAACGGUACCACAAGGAAUUAUGUACUGUUGGGUAAUCAGCAUUAAUCACCUCGCAAUGGAAUCGCCUUGUAGAGCUCAAUCAACAGCGUACCACAGGCUGAUUCAGCCUUAUAAUUUAUUGAAAGUGCUGAGAAAGUGUCCCACGGGUCACACUUCAGCUGGGCCCGCUUCCUGAAAGGCCGAUUAGCGCUAAUCCACGGUUAAAAUUUUGUUCCAUUCUUGUAUUUUACCUCCCCUCAGUAUGUAUUGGUUAGAGUAACAUUUUGUGCUAUCAUUACUGUAUCUCGCAGUGAAGGCUCAACAGUAUUUUGUAAGCUUGAGUAGCAUGUUCUUAGAGAAGAAAACUUUACAUAAUUUGGCUUAAUCCUGGGUUAAAGUUAACCACCUUUCGAGGAACCUGGCCCUGGGUUCCAAUCACAAAAUCAAGGGUUAAAACCACCGUGCACUGCAAAUACAAACAGUACCAAAGUUAGUACUUCUCAGUAGCUUUCAUACUUACGGUCGCACUGUAGGAUACCAUCCAGUCGUAUUGUACUGGCCCGGGUUUUUCAAAGUUGGGUUAAGAUAACGCAGGGUUAGUGUGAAAUAUGAUUUCAGAUACGAAAGCUUCAAAAAAAGCUACAAUUUGAUGAUGGAUGCUCUAAAAAAAGAUAGAGAAAAUUAUCUCAGAAAAUCCUUUUGAGCAAAAGAAAAAGAAUCCCAGGUCAAAAUUUAACCGCGGGUUAGCACCAGUCGACCACAAAGGAUCUCUGUUCAAACGCUUCUUUAACGCUGGGAGAAAUAUUGUGUGGCGAUAAGUUGUGUUCUGUUACGUAACGCUCAGUUUGACUUUCGUUUCCUUCUUUCGUUUCUUUCCUUUUUUUUGUGGCCCUCUUCCAGGCCGGAUGUCUUCAUAACAAAGAAGUAGCUGCUGUUGUGACAAAAUUAAUGGCGUUUCUCCAUCAUUUCUGCGCCGAGAGUCCGGAUCAUGCUUUUUCAAUCCUUCACAAGCGAGCUCCGUUAUUUCAGUAAGUAGCACAUUUAAUUCAUGGCCUGUGAGUAGACUAAAAGAGGUGUGUUUAACCGAUCUGUUUCUUGUAGACUGAUCUCUGUGCUACAAGAUCUGAUCUCCACCUUCAUAUCAUUACGCUCUAAAACAUAAAAAGCUCUCGUAAGUUAACAAGAAAUUCGCCUCUUUCAAAUGUGUGGGAGAACCAUUGCCCGCUUCGGGUAGCAAUAAGAGCUUCGAUUGGUCAAUGGUUGCGUCGGAAACCAUCACAUUAUCAUGAUAAAAAGUGACCGUUAACGCAUUCCUUUGAACAAAGGUACAGACCUCCAGGCUUGGGUGAACAAAAUACAGUGAUUUGUAUUGUCCACCCAAGCUGCGCCUCAACCUCGUUUCACUGCGAGUGUUUACUGGAGCAGAAUACAGGAAAUACAGGUCUAAUGGUUACCUAAACGAAUCUAGAAGUUCAAGAGUGAAAUUAAUACUGGACUUCUACGCAGUAUUACACUCUAAGUCUAUUUUUUUGUUUGUUUGUUUUCUUUCAAUCCGUUUGGCAGCAAUUGUGAGAAACCGUUUCACGGGUUUUAAGUAAAACCACUCUUUUGCUGAAAACUGAUGCUUAGCGUCUCAAAAAUAAUCAUACGUCUUUGGUGAAGAGGUUAACAUCAAAAAUCGUUUACACAAGGGUACCUGAGGCUUCUGUUGCAAGUUGUUCAUAUCGCCACUUUUCUUCUAAAUUUGACAAUUGCACCUGUGAUUCUCAGGGACCUGUUACAAGAUUUCCCUGCCCUCCCCUCCCUCCAGUGUGUUGUUAGCGCGAUGUCACUUACCUGGACUCCGCACUACGAGGAUCAAUUGACACCAGUUACCACUCAGGAGGCCUCAGAUGAGGGCGCCUCCACGAGCAUCCAACCCAAGAUCCGGUCCAUUAUCACACCGCCCGAGAAUGUCACGUGGUCAACUGCGCAGCUCGCUCCUUUUGUACAACGGCUUGCCCCUGGCCAACCAGUUGAAGGUAGAGUGUUUUAAAUUGUGUUUACAAUAAAGAUAAUAAUUAACAAUAAUAAUAAUAUAUGUUCUUAAGCGAGGGUAAACUCCUUAGCUAAAGUGCUGUUAUCAACUGAAAGAGUUUUGACCUCUUCUUGUUUUUAAUCACAGACGUGUCGAAGGUUCUUGUUGAUUUAGACGAAACCUCUAAACGAAGAGUGGACAUUUUAGAACAUUUUGUGGUGAGUAUUUUUCCUUGUCUCGUACCGCUUGGCAUAUUCUGUUCCCAAGAUGGAUAUAAAGAAAUGAUUUAGCCUUCUUGCUCUAAAUUGUGACCAUUCUUCCAAAAACAGAUACGGAUGAAUCCUGAUUUUUUUCGUUAAAUAUUCAUCCAAAAUAUUUCUCCGUUUCUGAUCCAUAUCAGCCAGUUAUUAUUAUUUAUGAAAAAAAAAAACGAGUCAGCAUUUGCCACAUUUGGAAACCUACGGUUUUGCAUGUCCGUUAUAUCACACCCCGCCUACUCCAACAACUGUGUUUAUCAUUACGGUUUUUACGUGAAAAUUCCUCCAAAUUACAUUUUAUUCUUUCGUUGUUGUUGUAUUUCUUCACAGUGUACGAUUAAAUAUUUUGGUCUGAAGUACUAGUUGUUUUUUGUAGCCCCAUUUGAUUCGACUUCUCUCAGAUGCUACGAGCAGCCAUAGGACCCAGGCCCACACACUUCUCCUGCGACAUAUUCGACAGAGUCCUGGGUAAGCUAAUGUAUUUCUCUACUAAUGUAUUGCGGGCGACAAGAGGAGCCCGCAAUCCUAAACUCCAGGUUGUUAUUACGCAUGCGUCGCAUGUAUAUAGCCAGCAUUCAUUUGGACUUCAACUUAGAAUGAAUGGAACGCAGAGAACGCAAUUUGAUCACGCGCGUUUGGACCUUCUAUCACCCGUUAUCUGACCACGCGUGUUUUGACUAUCUGUCACGUGAAACCUAUGCAAAGUACAGCGAUGCAGCAAAAGCGUUUUGACAUUCGAUCGUUGUCGCCCACACUCCGUAACCUUUGGUUAUUACUAGUUAGUAUAACGUGUUUUUGUGUUCUAGGAAUAUUUCAUAAAAGUAUGUAUUAUUUUUUUAUGUUUUCAUGUUUUUAGGUAUUGCGUUUUACUAUUUUUAAUAAUGUAGUAAAGAAAAGCCAAUUUUUCAACUAAUUGAGCUUUUUCGGUGCUUCUUUUCACUGUCACAGAACUGCUCACAAGUUUGUGGACGCGUACAUGGAUUGUCUGAACAGCUCAGAGCCUGAGGUAGUUUUGACUGCUGCAAAAUUCCUACCCGAAUUUGUUGUUCUGGACAAUGGUAAGUAGACCCUUAAUUAUAAUCUGAUAUUUUCCAGCUUGUGAACUGACGGCUGGCCACCCCAGCUAUUCCAGAAAUCAUUUCGCUUAAAGCUUGGUACCAUUCUCCCUGUAGUUUGUGGAGUAAAAAAUAGGCCAUAUCCGAGUUGCAAAAACCUUCAAUUUCAAAAUGAGGACAAGUGCACAACCUUUCUUGUGAAAAUGAAUGGUAUUUCCAUGAGAAUGAAAAAUCAUUUCUAUAUAAAAGGCUGAGCACUUAACCUCGUUUUGAUGCAGAGGCCCGGAAGAACUCGGAAAUGGCCUAGCGUUUGCAAUUCGUCAGGUUCACACCGGCAAGGAGACUAUCAGUUGGAUAAUUCAUGAAUUAUAUUUACAGUGAAAUUAACUCUCUUUAUAAUUAUGGAUAAACAUUGGCAUCAUCAGGGUCUUCUUCGCUUGCUUUAGUUUGGGACUGCUAACUUAUUGUUCGCCAUUCAUUAGUUUCACACCUCAUGAGGUCCAUUACCCGGGGGGUACUCCCUAUAAUGGCCUAAACAGGGAGGUUUCACCCGUAAGGGGUACUUUUUUGAGGCCUUCAGAGGUAUAUGAAAAGAGGGAUUUAACUAUCUGAAGUGUAUGAAAGGGUAGGAGAACCUGUCAUUGUGAUCUCUAACAGGGCUAACAGACCCAUUUUAUGGCGACAAGAAAACUCCCUUGUUAAGUGAUUUAUUCAUAUAUACGUCAUACUGGCAUGAGGACUGCACCACUUUUUUCCUUGGAGACGCCCCCUCCCUUCUGAUAUUAGGGAGCUUAAGCAGCGACGUUUUUGAGCGACGCACGUCAACCGGAAGUGAGGUAUUUUCCCUCUUAACAUGCCUUGAUGAUAUAAAAUUGGUACUCCUUAGCUUCUUUACUGUUAUAGAGGCGAUUUGACUGAAAAUUUGCGCGAAACCACCGUCAAAAAAUGAAAAAAGGCCACUUCCGGUUGACGGGCGUCGCUCAAAAACGUUGUUGCUUAAGCUCCCUAUUAAAAAAGAGACGGUGCGUUUACAGCAUUUAAAAGGGAUGCAAAGAUCUAAACUAGUUACGUGAAAGGGCACCAUUUAUCAUAAGAAGGUAUACGAAAAGGGUACCUUUGCUAUCAAAAAUGGUAUAUACAAGGGUAAGGGGUUGGACUGCGGGGCGGAACCUCCCGGUUUAAAACUUUGUUGUGCAUACCCCCUUCCUCGGGAGGGAACUUUUACCACUAGCUGAUAGGCAAAGGCAUUUUUGAGCGACGCGCGUCAACCGGAAGUGAGGCUUUUUCCCUUUUAACCCUUAAAACCCUGAUAUCAAAAUCCAAAUUCUCAUUUGUUGUCCCUGUAUGUUUUCAACAGAAGCAGUGGGCAGAAUUUGUUGAAGUAUCAAUUAGAUUCAUCUUGUGUGAUCAGGCCCUCAAUUCUCAUGACCACUGUGUUUAUAAAGCAGUGAUAUUAAAGGAGAAAUUUGACGCUGAUCACUCUUAGGGCUUAAAGGGUUAAUAUGCCCUUACGUUACCAAAUUUGUGUCGCUAAGUGUCUUUACUCUUGUAGAUGCGAUUUGCUCGAAAAUGUGGACAAAACCUCGGCCCAGAAAGUCCAGUUGCGGUUGACGUCCAUCGGUCAAAAACGUCCUUUGCUUAAGCUCCCUAAUAAAGGGCUGUUUACAGGAUGAUUUCGUCCAUUUUAUUCGAAGUGUUUUUUUUUUUUAGACUGUUCACAGUCCCCUGUUUUUCAGUAAAAUCGUCGAGAUCGGGCUCUUACCAGUACGGGCGGCCAACUUGGUUUCAUAUGUUCCGACUCUAGCCUGGCGAGGAGUUUCAAAUCUCCUUAUGGGGCGGGGGACGGUUUGGGAGGAGGUUAGCCUGCUACACAGCCGACUCUAAAAACGGCUGUGUAGCAGACUAGGAGAAGGCAAGAAUAAAUAUCAACCCCGACGUCCGCCCCCCUCGGUACAGAUGAAACCAAGAUGGCCGCCCGUACAUGUAAGCGCUCGAUCCUGACGAUCUUACAAAAAAAAUAGGGGACUGUGAAUAGUCCAUGGUAUUUUAAGCACCGUUUUUAUCGAUAAGUGUACGUGCCUCGCUUGUAAAGACAAACGGUACACUAAAGUUCAACUAUGCAUCAUCGAAUUACCGAGAACUUGGCUGCGGUAGAUUGCGCUGAAAUCGUCGUCUGUUAACACGCGCGAUUUUGGGUUGCAACCCAGUGCGUAGGUCAACUUUCACGUCGCGUAACAAUCGCCGGUGUGAACGGCUCUCUCAUGUUCUACUGAGUUUUCGUUUUUGUUUCUAGAACACUCCGACUCGUUACUCCAAAAGAUGUUUUCUCUGGCAGUGUACGAGGCCCAGGAUGUCGGCAUCCCCUUGUUGCAAAGUAUUCAGCUUCUUAACUUGCACUGA
This is a messenger RNA of Porites lobata, 43767 nucleotides long. NCBI's taxonomy places the organism in Eukaryota, Metazoa, Cnidaria, Anthozoa, Scleractinia, Poritidae. The record is from the annotation of a GenBank genome assembly.